This is a messenger RNA of Hermetia illucens (black soldier fly), 5955 nucleotides long. RefSeq names its product angiotensin-converting enzyme (gene Ance). The record is from RefSeq and is a predicted model, not a curated record. The coding region runs from base 259 to 5955 and encodes 1898 amino acids. Gene Ontology annotation, biological process: proteolysis. Gene Ontology annotation, molecular function: peptidyl-dipeptidase activity; metallopeptidase activity. Lineage: Eukaryota; Metazoa; Arthropoda; Insecta; Diptera; Stratiomyidae. Gene Ontology annotation, cellular component: plasma membrane. The transcript has 25 exons.
AUGGAAUAAAAGCGGGUUGGAGCCUCCAACAAGUUUCAGUAUUGGGUCUCAAUUCGAAGCUUUGAGUACUCACAAUCUCGCGGGGUUCCUGUUAAUUUCAAAGUGCAUUCCGUUGUCUGGUAUUUGUCCAGGUUGAACGUAAAAGUGAUCGUGAAAUUACUGUUGUCUAUUCCCUUAAUUAAAUAGUGGACAGAAUUGGUGAUAGUUAUCAUAACAAAAAUUAAUACAUGUGCUAGGGGCACAAAAAAUAAAUAAAUCAUGUUCAACGUGCGGAUUUUGGGGGCUUUCUUUUUGGCCCUCUCUAUCGCCAACUGCGCUGAUAUAGACCUCGAGAACCGCGAACUUGAUGCGGCUUCCUUCAUUCGAGAACUGAACAAUGAGUUAGACAAGAAGAAAACCAUUGAAACUGAAGCGUCCUGGGCAUACGCUUCAAACAUUACAGAUUACAAUGAAAAAGUAAAAACUGAAGUAUCCGCUGAAAAUGCCAAAUUCUUCAAAGAAAAGGCAAAGGAGUUACGUGAAUAUGCGUAUGAGAACUUCAAAGACGAGGAUCUGCGAAGGCAGUUCAAGAAACUUUCAAAGUUAGGCUAUGCUGCAUUGCCCGAUGAGGAAUACAGACAGUUGCUGGGUGCCAUCAGCAAGAUGGAAUCAAACUUUGCCAAGGUGAAAGUGUGUGAUUAUAAUAAUCGGACAAAAUGCGAUUUGUCUCUGGAACCUGAAAUCGAGGAAGUGAUCAGUAAAAGUCAGGACCCUGAAGAAUUGAAAUAUUAUUGGGUUGAAUUUUAUAAUAAGGCUGGAACUCCAUGUCGUCCUGAUUUCGAUAAAUAUGUUGAGUUGAACGGAAAGGCAGCUAAGUUGAAUAAUUAUACCUCUGGCGCCGAAGCCUGGCUUGAUGAAUAUGAUGACGAUAGUUUUGAACAACAGCUUGAAAAUAUUUUCGAUCAAAUUCGUCCACUAUAUGAACAGCUCCAUGCCUACGUACGCUUCCGUUUGAGACAAAAGUAUGGUGACGAUAUUGUUUCGGAGAAAGGACCUAUUCCAAUGCAUUUGCUCGGUAACAUGUGGGCCCAAACAUGGGAAGAAAUUGCAAGUUUGAUUGUCCCAUAUCCUGAUAAGAAAUUAUUUGACGUAACACCGGAAAUGGUUAAACAAAACUACACCCCAAUUAAGAUGUUCCAAAUGGGCGACGAUUUCUUCCAAUCUUUGAAUAUGACCAAAUUGCCACAAGAUUUCUGGGAUAAGAGCAUUCUUGAAAAGCCAACGGAUGGACGUGAUCUUAUUUGUCAUGCUAGUGCCUGGGAUUUCUUCGUGACGGAUGACGUUCGUAUCAAGCAAUGUACCCGUGUGACCAUGGAACAAUUCUUCGUUGUUCACCACGAACUGGGACACAUUCAGUACUAUUUGCAAUAUCAACAUCAACCCAGCGUCUAUCGGGAAGGUGCCAAUCCUGGCUUCCAUGAAGCUGUUGGAGAUGUUCUCUCACUCUCUGUAUCAACUCCGAAGCAUUUGAAAAAGAUUGGAUUGCUGAAUGAAUAUAACUUGGAAAAGGAAACUAGAAUUAAUCAAUUGUUCCUCAAGGGAUUAAGCAAAAUCAUUUUCUUGCCAUUUGCCUUCACUUUGGACAAGUACCGUUGGGCAAUCUUCCGCGGUGAAAUUAAGCCAGAGGAUUAUAACUGCGCCUUCUGGAAGUUACGUGAACAGUAUUCAGGUAUUGAGCCACCAGUAGUUCGAACGGAAGAUGAUUUCGACGCUCCCGCCAAGUACCACAUUUCCGCCGAUGUCGAAUAUUUAAGAUAUUUGGUAUCCUACAUCGUUCAAUUCCAAUUCUACAAGGCAGCCUGUAUCAAGGCCGGCCAGUAUGAAAAAGGAAAUCCUGAACUUCCUCUUGAUGACUGUGAUAUCUACCAAAGCCCUGAGGCUGGCAAUGGUUUCAAAGCCAUGCUUGCCCUCGGCUCCUCAAAACCAUGGCCCGAUGCAAUGGAAGUUUUCACUGGCGAAAGGAAAAUGAGUGGUGCAGCACUUUUGGAAUAUUUCGAACCACUUCGUGAGUGGCUCGAGGAGGAGAAUAAGAAAAAUAACGUCCACAUUGGAUGGGAACCAUCAGACAAAUGUCUUAAAAAGGAAGAGGAAAAGCCACGCAAUCCAAACAGUGAUUGUUUUGUCUUAUUUGAGGUAGGGAUCCUCACUGGUAAAAUGGCAAUGAAGGAGAUGACCUUUGCCUUCGUGGUUUUUUUCGUACUAUUCGAACUAUCUGCUAGUCAACUAUAUCUCGAAAAUGAAGCCAAGAAAUUGAUGAAUCUAAUCAAUAGAGACUAUGCUGCGGUCUUGAAGAAAAAGGCGAAUGCCGAUUGGCUGGCUGAAGUCUCAGGUGAACCAGAGACUAUUGAGGGCGCCCUUCAAGCGGAAGACGAAUACAACUCGUUCAUAUUGAAAGCCUCUAGCUUUUUGAAGAAGUACUCAAAUCUGCGGUUCGCCGAUAAGGAUCUCGAAAGGCAAAUCAAACGGUUCCCUAAGCCAACUUACGAGUCGUUGCCGGAUGCAGAUUAUGAGGCGAUAACCGAAGCAUCAAACAGUAUGGCAUCGAUUUUCAGCAAUGUUAAAUUGUGUUCGUUUAGACAACCGGAGGUGUGUAACUUGACGCUAAUUCCUGAUAUUCAGGACAUUCUACAUAACUCGAACGAUAUAGAAGAGAUUAAACAUUACUGGAUAAAAUGGAGAACUGCAACGGGUCAGAGGAACCAGGAAAUGUUUCAAAAGUUUGUGGAUUUGUACAAGAAAGCAGCGUCAGCAAACAAUUUUGAAAAGCCAUCAGAUAUGUGGUUCAAGGAUUUCGACGAUAACAACAUCCUAGACGAAGUAGAAGUUCUUAUUGAAAGUAUCCAACCUCUAUUCUUACAAUUUCAUGCACAUGUACGAUAUCUAUUGCAACAGAAAUACGGUCCGGAAUUAAUAAAAUCGGAUAGACCGUAUCCUUUGCAUCUAUCGGAAAUUUUAUUGGGAGAAGUUUACCGAUUUCAAGAGGAUGGUUUUGUCGAAUUGCCAUAUCCUUAUAAGCAAAUACCGAACGUGACGGAAGAGCUAAUUCGACAAGAGUAUACACCGGAACGGAUAUUCGACGCCAGUCGUGAUUUCUUUGAAUCAAUUGGACUACCAAGAUUGCCUGAUUCUUUUUGGAAGCAAAACGCAAAAGCUAUUGCUGAUGUUAACAGCAACAUACUGACAUGUUUCAGUAGAGCUUGGCAGACGCAUAAUGAUCAAGAAGUUUCCUACAGCUAUUGCCCCGAAGUCGAUUUUAGACGCUACCUAGGAAUGCAUGGAUCGAUGUCUCACAUCUACUAUUACAAAUAUAUGCAGUCUCAACCUCCAGUCUUCCGAGGUGAGCCUUUACCAAAUUUCGAAGACGUAUUUUCUCAACCAAUAGAACUAUCGAUACAAUCCACAAAGCAUCUGGAGAAAGUUGGUCUUCUUUCGAAAGGAUCAAUCGAUAAAGAAACACGAAUUAAUAAAUUAUACUUAAAGGGAAUGGAAACAGUUUUUCUUCUGCCGGUUCUCUUUAUUUUGGAUAAAUAUCGGGUACAGAUUCUGAACGGGGAUAUUCAAUCCUGGGAUAAUUGCAAAUAUUGGAAGCUAACUGAGAAAUACAUCGGGGCUAUCCCUGCAGUGGAGCGCACAAAUGAUGACUUUGAUGCCCCGGCAAAACUUUUAACAGCAGUUGAUGCCGAGUAUUGCAGUAACAUAUUAGCGAUAUUCAUGCAAUACCAAGUAUUUAAAAGUUUAUGCGAACGGGUUGGCGAAUAUGUUCCUGGCGAUUCAAGUAAACCAUUGGAUAAUUGUGAUUUAUCCGGACACACUGAAAUUGGUGAAAUUUUAAGGCAAGCUAUGGCUAUGGGUUCAUCAAGGCAUUGGCGUGAAGUUCUCCGUGCAUUAACUGGUCAUGCAACCAUUGACCCAUCGGGCUUUUUGGAUUAUUUUAAACCACUCAUGGAUUGGCUUGUAAAAGAUAACACAGAGAAAAAUCUUAAUCUAGGGUGGGAGGAAACUACUACUUGUCUUAAUAAUUCCCCAAGUCAAUAUGCCGGCAACAAUUUAUACAAAUACCUCUUUUAUUUAACAUCACGAAUAGUGCAGUCAAAUCAAAACAUGGGAAUCUUAUCGUUUUUAUACUUCAUCAGUAUUAUAAUAACUACGCAAAGUAUAGCGAGUCCGCAAUUAAAUCUUCCCCCAUUACCCGUAAGACAAUCGAAUAGUCCACUAAAUGGUUACCAACUGAACCGACCAACCGACGUUAGUAAUUUCAACGAUAAUCGUAGCCAACGAUAUGGACCGCCGUAUAAUGACAACGAUGAAGAUCGCCGCAAUGGCAUUGGACCCAAUUUCUAUAAUUCAUUCCGGCCUAAUUUCAACCCCAAUAACACCAUUUAUUCGGGCUACGUGGGUUCUAAUCCGAACUACCCGGGUUCAGAUGUAUUUGAUCCAAACCGACAACAUUCUAUCGAAACCGAGCGAGUUCGCAGACUGCUUGUGGAAAUAGAUCAUAAAAGUUCACAGGAAUGCACAGCAAAUGUUGUUGCUCAGUGGAACUUUGAGACGAAUGUUAACGAAGUAACACAAACUGACGCGCUUCUUGCUCAACAAAGAUACUCGGACUAUCAACGCUCUAUAGUGGAACAACUUCGGCAAGUCGAUCAAAAUCUCAUCUUUGAUGAAAAUCUAUUGCGUCAAGUUCGAUUAUUCACAAUGAUUGGUGGACCAAAUGCAUUAUCACCUGAACAAUUGGAUCGGUACAAUCGAUUGAUUAACGAUAUGCUGGCCAUCUACAACGAGGCUUCGAUAUGCCGAUUUGAGCAACCUUUUCAAUGCGGACUGCGACUCCAACCUGACCUGAAAACCCUGAUGGCUAGAAGUCGUGAUUGGGACGAAUUGCAGCAUGUAUGGACGGAAUGGCGUCGAAAAGCUGGGAAGCCGAUGCGUGGCCUUUUCGAGCAAUUAGUGGUACUCAUGGGUGAAAUAGCUGCUGCGAAUAACUUUACUAAUGCCGGUGAUUAUUGGCUAUUAGCUUAUGAGCAACCGAAUUUCCGUGAAGAAUUGGAAAACGUUUGGUACGAUAUUCAGCCAUUGUAUGAAUUACUCCAUGCUUACGUUCGUCGAAAGUUGCGAGAAUACUAUGGACCAGACAAACUCAAUCGAAAUGCUCCUCUGCCGGAACAUAUUCUUGGAAACAUGUACGGUCAGACGUGGAGCAAUAUCUUAGAUAUUACCAUACCAUACCCCGGGCGAAAUUUCAUAGACGUCACCCCUCAGAUGCUUACUCAAGGGUAUACGCCUCUAAUCAUGUAUCAGUUGGCGGAGGAGUUCUUUCUUUCGAUGAACAUGUCAGCGAUGCCACCUGAUUUUUGGCUAAACUCAGUUUUGGAGCAACCUCUGGACAGGCCUAUUCUGUGCCAACCGUCUUCUUGGGACUUCUGCACCAGGCAUGACUAUCGAAUUAAGAUGUGCACUCAGGUUACACACAGAGACUUAAUCAAUGUUCAUCAUGAAUUGUCACAUAUUCAUUAUUUUCUGAACUAUCGACAUCAACCCAAGAUCUACCGUGAUGGAGCUAUCCCAGGAUUCCAUGAAGCAAUUGGUGAUGCAAUAGGGUUGUCGGUUUCUACUCCCCGCCAUUUGCAGACACUUGGUCUUGUCCAAAGUUCGGUAGACGAUACUUACCACGAUAUCAACUAUUUGUAUGCACUGGCCGUUGAUAAAAUUGCAUUUUUGCCUUUUGCAUUAGCACUGGAAGCAUGGCGAACUGAUGUAUUCAACCGGCGUGUUAGUAAGGAGCAGUACAACUGCCACUUCUGGAUUUUAAGGGAAAGGUAUGGUGGCAUCAAACCACCAGUUCUUCGAUCAGAAAUGGACUUCGAUCCCGGCGCAAAGUAUCAUGUUGCAGCCAACAUUCCGUAUGUCAAGUGA